Molecule: messenger RNA, 1392 nt
Organism: Camellia sinensis
Lineage: Eukaryota; Viridiplantae; Streptophyta; Magnoliopsida; Ericales; Theaceae
Product: Nuclear transport factor 2 (NTF2) family protein
Molecular function (GO): protein binding
Source: RefSeq, a predicted model, not a curated record
UUCCCUGAAUCAUUGAGUUCACCAUAUCCUCCUAUUCAAGUGAUAGUUACAUGGGCCCAAAUUAUUUUCUUUCCCUCAUUCGAUCCAACCCAUAUUCAAGUUGCGUCGGCCCAAAUUAUUUUCUCUCCAUUAUCUUCUCUCUCUCUGUCUCUCUCUCUUACAGAGCUUCUUCGAACAUUCAAAGUCAAGCAAGUCACAAAACCCUAACCUUAACUCUCCACAAAACCCUAACACAUACACACACACAUAUAUGCUAUUGAUGGUUUUGUAAUUUGGUUCCUUUAACUAUGGAGGUUUCAAAUUUCCACGCGCCGUCAGUGAAACCUUGGCUUAAUCGACCCAUUUCCUCUUACAAGGGAACUGUAUCUUAUAUCAGGGACUUUAGUACCUUUCCAUUUCCAUGCAUUAAUCAGUCGUGGGUGCUUCAUCACCCCUCAUCACCACGUAUGAAGCAACACAAUUUAGUUUUAGUCGGUAGUUUUGGACGAGAAAAUGGGAAAUGGGCCUUGCCUAAUCACCGCCAUUGCAGUUGGAGAACUGCCAAAUACACCCCCCAUCAAAAAGCUUCUCGUUCAUAUUCAUUCAAACUGUGUCAAGUCAAAAGCGAGGACUCAGAGGGAACUAUGAGCGGUGAAAGCAUCAUUCUAGACGAGCAACAGACAUUAGAGCGAGAGCUACAGAUUGCCAUACAGGAAGAGAAUUAUGCACAAGCUGCAAAAAUCAGGGACAGCCUCAGAGUUCUCCAGGAGGAUGGCAAAGCCUCUGUACUAGCAGCAAAUGCUCGAUUCUACAACUCAUUCAAGAAUGGCGAUCUUGCUUCCAUGCAAGCCCUUUGGGCAAAAGAGGAUAACGUGUGUGUCGUCCACCCUGGUGUGAGCGGCAUAUCUGGUUACGACCUCGUAAUGGGUAGCUGGGAAUUUGUAUGGGCUGACUACGAAUUCCCACUACAGAUUGAGAUCAAGGAUGUUCAAGUUCAUGUUAGAGGUGAUUUAGGGUAUGUUACGUGUAUCGAAUUGGUCAAGACGAAGGGCAGCAGCUGGGGAAGACAGUUUGCGACUAAUGUGUUUGAGAGGAUUAAUGGCCAAUGGUUUAUCUGUAUUCACCACGCGUCACACGUUGACUUGUGAAGUGGUGUAGUGGUGUAUCGGGUAGUGGAAUCUUAUAGACAAUUAACUAUCUGAUGAUCAUGCGAAUUGGUUGCGAUAUCUUUACAUUGUAUGAGUGGAAACCUCGUUUUGUUUGUAAUUCAUGUAUCGAGUGUUUGAAAGUUUUCUGUUUCUAGGAAGUCAAGUAAUAAACAGUUCGAUGAUAUCAACAGCGAGUACAAUGGAUAUAUUCGACUCAUUUUGUAUAGUUCUUUGGCCCUGUUUGGUAAGGCUUAUUUCCAGUUUA